UGAACCAACAAUACAUAUGACAAAAAUCUCUUUCUCUUUCACCUCCAUAUCUUAUUAACUAAUAUUAGUAACAGAUAGCGUUACUUGGAAGGAGGCGAAGCCAUGCGUCCCGUUAACCGCCGCCUGCCCGCCUAGUGGAGUGUUUUGGAGCUUUGAGUUGAGAGCACCCAAACCAAAUAUUAUCAUCAACUUCCCUUUCCCUAUUCGUCCUUUUCUAUCAAACCCCACCUCCUUUUUUCACGUCAUUUAAAAAAAAAAAGCAGAAUAAAUAAAUUCCUCUCCCACUCACACUAUAAAUAUCACCCACUACAAAUCCUUCUUCUUCACUAUUCUUCUUCUUGUUUCUUUUAUUGCAGUGGAGAGAGAUGGGAGAGAAUAGCAGUGUUAAUCUUCCUCCAGGGUUCAGGUUUUAUCCAACUGAUGAAGAGCUUGUGGUUCAUUUCCUUCAACGCAAGGCUGCCCUGUUGCCUUGCCACCCUGAUGUCAUCCCUGAUCUUGAACUGUAUCCCCAUGAUCCUUGGGAACUUGAUGGCAAAGCUUUGGGUGAGGGGAACCAAUGGUACUUUUACAGUAGGAGGACGCAAAACAGGAUUACCGGCAAUGGGUACUGGAAGCCAAUGGGAAUAGAAGAAGAUGUUAUUAAUAGCAGAAGCAAGAAAGUUGGCAUGAAAAAGUAUUUGGUUUUCUACAUUGGAGAAGGCCCGGCUGCCAUCAAAACCAAUUGGAUAAUGCAGGAGUAUCGUCUUUCCAAGUCUGAUUCUAGCUCCACCAAAUCAUCCAAACGCCGAGGACAUUCCAGAGUAGAUUAUAGCAAGUGGGUUGUAUGUCGAGUUUAUGAAAGAAAUUGUAGUGAAGACGAAGAUGAUGGUGAUGAUGAUGAUGAUGGAACACAACUGUCAUGCUUGGAUGAAGUGUUUCUAUCUUUGGAUGAUAUGGAUGAAAUAAGCUUGCCAUUCAACUAGCUAAUUGGUGGAGCAAAUAUUUGGGAAGAUCUUAGCUAGCUAGGGUUAAUUCCAUUCCCAUCAAAAAAGCUUUAUCCAAAUGUAGAAUGUUGACAAUAUUGUGUUUCUUGGGAAAUGGUAUUACUGUAGCUAAGUAUAUUAAUGCUACGGAGUGGACUAUAUAGACCAUAUAGUACUACUUGAUAUAUUAUAUAUGGCAUUGUAUAUUUCUGGAAUUCACUUUCACUGUUUUACUACCGAAA
This is a messenger RNA of Gossypium arboreum, 1204 nucleotides long. RefSeq names its product NAC domain-containing protein 104-like. Gene Ontology annotation, biological process: system development; regulation of DNA-templated transcription. The transcript is spliced from 3 exons. The record is from RefSeq and is a predicted model, not a curated record. Lineage: Eukaryota; Viridiplantae; Streptophyta; Magnoliopsida; Malvales; Malvaceae. Gene Ontology annotation, molecular function: DNA binding. Bases 366 to 962 code for a protein of 198 amino acids.